AGCGCGGCCCUGUCGCUGCCGCGGUCGGAGGCGCAGUCGUGCCCCGGCCCGACGCGGGGCCGCCGUCUCGCCCGUCACAGGCGGCCCGGCCCGGCGGCCAGCGCGGGGCUCAUGGCCCAGUUCUAGGGCCAAUGAUUAGUUCUGUGACAAGACAGCAUGACACUUUGAGUAUGACAGAAGCCCUGAUACUGCAACAGAGGGUGGGAAUAUUAAUGGCCAAAUCUAGAGAUCAGAUGGUCUUCUAAAGAAGUCAUGGGUAGCUGUUGUAGCUGUCCAGAUAAAGAAACUGUCCCAGAUAACCACCGAAACAAGUUUAAGGUUAUUAAUGUGGAUGAUGAUGGUAAUGAACUGGGUUCUGGCAUAAUGGAACUUACAGACACAGAACUAAUUUUGUACACCCGUAAAAGGGACUCUGUAAAAUGGCACUACCUCUGUCUCCGUCGCUAUGGCUAUGACUCAAACCUGUUCUCUUUUGAAAGCGGUCGAAGGUGUCAAACUGGACAAGGAAUCUUUGCCUUUAAGUGUGCCCGGGCAGAAGAGCUAUUUAACAUGUUACAAGAGAUAAUGCAGAAUAAUAGCAUAAAUGUGGUAGAAGAACCAGUAGUAGAAAGGAAUAAUCAUCAAACUGAGUUGGAAGUACCAAGAACUCCUCGAACACCUACCACUCCUGGGUUCAAUGCACAAAGUUUACCCAACGGCUAUCCCAGAUACCCAUCUUUUGGAGAUGCUUCAUCACACCCUUCCAGCAGACAUCCUUCUGUCGGCAGCGCACGCCUCCCCUCUGUCGGUGAAGAAUCAACACAUCCUUUACUUGUAGCAGAGGAGCAAGUGCACACUUACGUAAACACUACUGGAGUACAAGAGGAAAGAAAAAAUCGAUCAAGUGUGCACGUGCCACUGGAAUCAAAGCUUUCAAACACUGAAACAACUAAAGUGAAAGAAGAACAGAUGUGUACUGAUGACAGAGAUGCUCAGGUUCUCCUGGAGCCUGAAGGAGUGAAGUUUGUUUUAGGACCAACACCUGUUCAAAGGCAGUUAAUGGAAAGAGAAAAACUGGAACAACUUGGGAGAGAUCAAGUUAGUGGCAGCAGCACAAACAACAGUGAAUGGGACACUGGGUACGACAGUGAUGAACGUAGAGAGACACCAUCUGGUAAUAAAUUGGUGUAUGAAAAUAUAAAUAGGUUAUCAAUCCCUAGUGCCUCAGGGGUCAGGAGAGGUCGCUUGACAUCAACCAGUACCUCAGACACCCAGAACAUUAACAACUCUGCUCAGAGGAGAACUGCGCUGCUGAACUACGAGAACUUGCCAUCCUUGCCUCCUGUUUGGGAAGCCCGCAAGCUGAGCAGAGAUGAAGAUGACAGUUUAGGACCAAAGACCCCAUCUCUGAAUGGCUACCACAAUAACCUAGAUCUAAUGCAUAACUAUGUCAAUACAGAGAAUGUAACAGUACCAGCAAGUGCUCAUAAAGUAGAAUUUACACGACGUCGGGACUGUACCCCAACAGUCUUUAACUUUGACAUUAGGCGUCCAAGUUUAGAACACAGGCAGCUCAACUAUAUACAGGUUGACUUGGAAGGUGGUAGUGACUCUGACAACCCUCAGACUCCAAAAACCCCCACCACUCCACUUCCGCAAACUCCAACCAGGCGCACAGAGCUGUAUGCUGUGAUAGACAUUGAAAGAACUGCUGCUAUGUCAAGCUUGCAAAAAGCACUGCCCCGAGAUGAUGGUACUUCUAGGAAAACUAGACAUAACAGUACUGACCUGCCUAUGUGAGCCUGGGGAGCAUUGAAUCAUUUGCACCUUUUGUGAAGUUUAUAAAAUUGAAGAUGCGAGUACUUUGCAUUUCUUAACACUAACGCCUUUUAUAGACUAAUAGAACUUCUGCAUACUUCAUGUACUUGUCUUACUAAAGGGAAUUAAUGUAGAGCAAGUAUUCAUUUUAGGUAACACUAUUUCAUUCUACAGUAGAAGUAAUUACUGCAUAGCAGCAUCACCACCUUUCACAGUGCCUCUUUAAUUGAUUAGAAUCUGAGUGACAUGCCAGUUUUGAAUUUAUAAAUAUUCUGGUCUGGUGCCUAUACUCAUUAAUGGCAUUUAUAACACUUUUUAAAGCCUCUUGAUAUGUGCAUUAUUAGCAGGUAAACCUAAUCUUUCAGUAUACAUAUCUGACGUUCGUUCCUCAUUGAAGUGGUUCCUCCAGAAAUAAAUGUAUGUAAUACAUUAAUUCAUUCAGUUUGACAUACACAAGAUAUAUUGGUUCAUCUCACCACAUCUUUUUUUUCUGUGGGCAAGAAGGCCUCUAAUUACUGACAGUUUUCUUAACUUGUGUGAUACUUGAGAAGUCACACUGACGAUUGUUGAUCAGAGCUAUAAAACACAUCAAAAACCAGCCUUAAGCUCCUUCCUUUGGAAUAAAAUUCCAAGUGACAUAUCAAAUUCCCUCUGAAAUCUGACAAAAUUUUAAUCUCAUUAGAGUUUUGGUUUUUUUUUGUGAAGGAAUUCACAGGUGGGCUGUAUGAAUCAAGGCUAUCUUGUCAUUUCUUAUUUCAGUGUGCCUUCUUUUCUUUGCAUUUGUGUUUCCUUUUUAUUUGUUCUAUAAUGUCUUGUUUUAAAAGUCAAAAUUUUGUACAUAGCUUUAAUUGUUCAGGGUCAUCUUUGUAUUUGUCUUACUCUGCAUUUGACAAAGCGAGACUCUUGAAGGUAAAAUGGUUCUCUUUGUCCAGUGUUCUACUUUUUUAUGCCUGACAGAAAUAUUCCAGCUCUCCAGCAGCAUGCAUUAUUGCACAACUGGAAAGGUUUAUUAUGCAGUUAUUGUCUUCCUCUAAAGUAUCAAACACAGGUUACACGGGAGGCAGGGUACUGGACUUGAUAGUUCUUCAUAGAAAGUUGUACGUUCUAGAAAUGUGCAUCCAUAGGUGGUAGUGUACUUUUAAUUUAAAAGGAUACGUAGUAAAUUAUCUGAAGGUAGUAUUAUCUAUGAACAUACUUGCUUUCCUUUUGCAGUUGGUGAAUUUGGUUACAAUGAUGGCUGCUCAGUGUUACAGGUACAGCCAGGUAGAAUGUUGUUUGUUGAAUAUUCCAGAGGCACCCUUAGAAGUGUUUUUUUCUGUUUAUUCAUAACUCUGAAUAAUCGUAGAAUUCUGGCAGUAUUGCAGGUGCACCUUGGUACUAGCAGCAGACGAGAUUGCUCUUGAGCCCGUGAUUGCAAAGGAACUGACACUUGUGUGAACUGGUAUGACGUAAAAUAACCCUUGAACUGUGAGGAAAAACAUGCAAGAAAAGCCAUUUGGAGAUCUGAAAAAGCAUUAAGGGUCUCCAUGCAAUAUUUGAAUUGAAGUUUUAUAAAAACCAAACUACAAUUACUUUCUGUCUUUUAAAUUGGUGUGUAUUUCUGUUCCUACAACUUUUUUCUUUGGUCUUCUCUCAUUUAGUAGUGGCAGCAGUAGUAGCACCUGAAAUAUAUGUCUCUUGCCAUACCUAAUGGUACCACCUUUUCACUCUGGCUUUCGUUAUUCUUUACAGACUGUAUGGUACUGAAAUACCAGAUGGACAAAGAAAAUAAUUUUCUGAAGUAAAAGAUAGGAGUCAUUUAGACCAUUGUGAGGAACUUAAAAGAGAAUU
Molecule: messenger RNA, 3627 nt
Organism: Sturnus vulgaris (Common starling)
Lineage: Eukaryota; Metazoa; Chordata; Aves; Passeriformes; Sturnidae
Gene: FRS2
Product: fibroblast growth factor receptor substrate 2
Biological process (GO): fibroblast growth factor receptor signaling pathway
Cellular component (GO): cell-cell junction; cytoplasm
Molecular function (GO): transmembrane receptor protein tyrosine kinase adaptor activity; fibroblast growth factor receptor binding
Source: RefSeq, a predicted model, not a curated record